Messenger RNA from Chiloscyllium plagiosum (whitespotted bambooshark), 1009 nucleotides. Lineage: Eukaryota; Metazoa; Chordata; Chondrichthyes; Orectolobiformes; Hemiscylliidae. The record is from RefSeq and is a predicted model, not a curated record.
AUGGUAGGCAGAGCGAGUGAGGUAUUUGCAGUGCUGUCAGAUGAGGGGUCACGAGAUUAUGCAGAGAUUAAACAGGCUGUUUUAAGUGCUUAUGAAUUGGUACUAGAAGCAUAUAGACAACGUUUGAGGGGUUUUUAUCUGGUCCAUAACAAAUUGAGGGCUCUUGAGAUCAAAAUCUCUAAUUCCAAGUUGGGUUUAAGAUUGUUGGAUUCAAAGGCAGCGAGUGGUAAAUGUUGGUAUCUUUUAUUUCAGGUGUUGCAUUCAGAAGUGGUUGAAACAGAGUGUGCCUUGUGUAACAAUGGCUCUUUCAGUCACGAAAAAUUUCAUGGAGGUGGAAGAAGUCACUUCGGAAGCUUUAGAGGAACAACACAUUCAUGUCAGAAUGGAGGGACCUGGAAUGGACAUAAAUGUGACUGCAAGGAGAACUACGUUGGGUCCUCUUGUGAAUUUGUAGCAGAAACUAUCAAAGUUGAUGCAAUUUGUUUAUGGACAUAUUCAAAGAUAUCAAACAGUCGAGAUCACAAUCACAAGAGCAGUGUUCAGGAAUUCAGUUGCGCCAAAUUACAAAAAUGUAUCAUACACAGAUCAAGAUGUGACUGCCUUCAACAAAUUAUCGAUGAGGAUGAGCACCUCACCAAGACCUUGCCCGCGCCUCCACUUCUUGCCUUUAAACGACCACCAAACCUUAAACAGAUCAUGGUUCGUAGCAAACCACCCAGACUUCAGGACAACGACACUGUACAACCCUGCCACGGCAACCGCUGCAAGAUGUAUCAAAGUAUCGACAUGGAUAACACCAUUAUACAUGGGGACACCUUCCAGCAAGUACGCAGCAAGUACUCAUGUGACUCAGCCAACAUGCUCUAUCUCAUAGGCUGCAGGCAAGGCUGCCCACAGUCUGACAUAGCAUUGGGACACAGACAGACUUCACACCUGUUGUGUUCAAAAGCUGAGCUAUCUUGAAAAUGUAAUUUAAAGGAAGUUCUGGGUUUACAUUUCCAUUUUCCUC